Messenger RNA from Aspergillus niger, 393 nucleotides. RefSeq lists its product as uncharacterized. The record is from RefSeq and is a predicted model, not a curated record. Lineage: Eukaryota; Fungi; Ascomycota; Eurotiomycetes; Eurotiales; Aspergillaceae. Bases 1 to 393 code for a protein of 130 amino acids. The transcript has 3 exons.
AUGAGGCCGAAGUAUGUCCGUUGUAUUUGGGCGAGGUUCCCUUGUUUCCCGAACAAUUCCCCGAAGUACUGUCUUGUAGUGCGGAGGAGCUUGUCAUCCCUGUCUGUCUGGUUCUCGGAAAGUGACCCGCCAAGCGGGCAGGUGUGCUGUGAUGCAAUGCCAUCAUAUCAAGUCGCAUUAGAUGCUAUCGUCGUUCGCAACGUGGCAGCGGCAAUCACACACGAGCCACGGCGCCUUGCAUUGAACGGUGUGCUACACGGGCCAUGGUUACAGGCAGAACCGGUGGGAGAGACUCACCGCCACGAUAUCGACUCGGUUGUGGACGGCAUAGAUGCAUAUGGGCUCACCAAUGCUUUCUCAGUUGCAGGGCCUGGAUUCUAUGAUUUUCCUUGA